AUGGCGGAAGAGACGAAAAACACUAUUGCUUUGCUCAAUGGUUUAGCAAGAAGAACAUAUUACAAAGAUGAUGAAAUUACAGAUGAGUUUUUGAAAAGCCAGAUAUAUCCGGAAAUGAGUGAUGAAGAAUUCAACAGACUUGUAUCAAGAUUUUCAGGAUUAAUGAAGAACAUGGUGUCAGCUGACAUGGAUUUCAAUCAGUUGGAAGCUUUUGUUGUGUCACAAACCAAAAGACGGGAAGGAGCUCUCUCAGAAGAACAAGCAAAUGCUCUACGGAGAUUCUGGAGAUCACAUAAAAACAAAAUACACGACAGUUUAGUUGUUGACACCAACUGGAACAAUAGUUUAAAACAAGUGUCUUGGCGAAUAGAUGUAAAGUCACAGUCUAAAAAUGUGGAUCAAAUUAAUGAGCCAACUGCUAUCAUGGAGCUACAGCUACAGGGAGCUGGCAGCACUAAGGAUACUGAAGUUGUUCAAUUUGAGAUGGAUGAAAAUAAAUUAUUGACAGUUUUACAAAGUAUGAAAGACAUAGAGAGCGAAAUCAGCAAACACAGUCAGCAGUGAAAUCAGUGUACACGUUAUUACAUGUAUGUUAUAAUUUUAUCUAAUAAAUCAGUUACAAGAAACUUCAAA
Ylistrum balloti is the source of this 633-nucleotide messenger RNA. Its product is annotated as COMM domain-containing protein 1-like. Gene Ontology annotation, biological process: copper ion homeostasis; negative regulation of sodium ion transmembrane transport; regulation of proteasomal ubiquitin-dependent protein catabolic process. NCBI's taxonomy places the organism in Eukaryota, Metazoa, Mollusca, Bivalvia, Pectinida, Pectinidae. Bases 1 to 564 code for a protein of 187 amino acids. Gene Ontology annotation, cellular component: endosome. The transcript is spliced from 3 exons. The record is from RefSeq and is a predicted model, not a curated record.